UGUAGCACACUUAAAUUUAAUUUAGUUUUUAAAAGCAUUUGCUGCCUGUUUUACUUGUUUUCCUUGCUUGAAAUCAAGGCACGAAAAAAGCAUGCAAUCGAAAAAGAUUUGGGCUUCCUGCGGAUUGGUUCGUUGAAUGUCCGGGUAAAGAAAACAACCGAAGCGUUCAGCAACUUCUUGGGAGUGGGCAAUGGCAAUGCCCUGACGGCGUAUGGACCUGGCGGAGUCUCCGGAGCAGCCCCAAUCGAAGCGGGUCGCCAUCACCAGCGAACUCACCGUCACCAUCAUCAGCGUCAUCCACAUCAUGCCAAUGGUACGACACGGGAUCGGCAUCCGAAUCAGAGAGCAUCGACGACAAUACCAUACGGCUCGACUAAUGUGCUGGGCUCCCGGUCCAGUGUGCCAAUUAAUCGGAAUAUAUAUGACACUGUACACAAAUCGUGGGGCUCAGCCGAUAAUAUAACACAGCGUCCCGACACGCUAAUGCCACCACCGAAAUCGGUUGACUACGUCUCGAAGCGCUACAAGUCUUCUAAACGUUCAUCGUAUGCCUCAAAUGCUACCGACUCACCUCGUGACUCCAUUUGUUCCUCAAACUCCAGCUCGAACCUUAACUCUGGCUACAGCAGCAUGCCAACUACUCCAAAUCAAAUACGUGCUCCUAAGAACAUUGGAAUCACAGUCGAUUCCGAUUCGGAUUCAGCUUGUGGAUUUGACUCCAAUUGGUCUGUCAACGGUCGUAAUUCAGUUAACAAUAAUAUCCUAAGAUCCUAAAUUCUAACCAAUGUAUACAUUUUUAAAAUACCUUUCAUAAACGAAACAUACCAAUAAUUCCAUGAGGCAUUAUCUAAUAUUAG
Messenger RNA from Drosophila navojoa, 857 nucleotides. RefSeq lists its product as uncharacterized. Gene Ontology annotation, molecular function: protein binding. NCBI's taxonomy places the organism in Eukaryota, Metazoa, Arthropoda, Insecta, Diptera, Drosophilidae. The record is from RefSeq and is a predicted model, not a curated record.